UUAAUUUAAAACUUUCUCUCGAAUUCUUGUGUCGAAGGCCGCCGAGCAUUCGUUAACUGAGCUAAAACUCGAACAAUAAACACAUUGCACUUAUUUCUGCCUCCCACGUUGAAAAUGGCAACUCCCAUAGUUGAAACAGGAACAUCAAAGCAGGAACUCUACUUAUUUAGUAGGAGAGACGAGGAAGAAAAGAACAGGUCCAGACCUCAAGAUACCUCUACGCAUGAUUUAUAUACUGAUAUACUGCAGGCUGGAAGAACAGAGUAAAGCCAUAAGAGUUGUCAGGGAGGGACACGUCUUGGACCCAAGAAUCCCGAAGCAAGAUGUUUCCAGGAUAGCGGACAUUGCCACAGGUACCGGGUGCGUGGUUCUUAACUUCUUAAUACUUAAAAAACUAUGCUGACUCUAAUUCAGCAUUUGGCUUAGAGAAGUGGCGGCCGAGCUUGCAGAUUCAGGGAACAAUGCCCCUGUGGAGAUGGUUGGAUUUGAUAUCAGUGCUGAACAAUUUCCCAAGAGUCCUGCUCCGAAGAACAAACUUGUCCUAUGGGAUAUGACCACUAGAUUUCCCAAAGAAUACCACGGUAGUUUCGACGUCGUGCAUGUACGUCUCGUUGUCCUCGCAAUAAAAGUCGAACAGAUCAAAGGAGUUGUACAGAAUCUUGUGGAGUUGCUCAGUAAGAAUUGAUAUUCUCCUGAAUUCAGUCUCGCCUCAGAAAAGCAAUCACUAACCAGUACAGGGCCCGGUGGAUAUCUUCAGUGGAGCGACAUUUCAUACAAGACUGGACGGAUGAUAACAUAUCCGGAUGAUUAUGGUGACCUCUCACUGAAACCACAGGUAGACAUGAUGUUAAAAUACUGGAAUGACCAAGGAUUGUCUCUUGAUAUAACUGGGGAUGUAGAGAAAGCCCUUCAAGAUUUGCCUGUGGAGGAAGUGCAUGUCACUGACCACAGCGAUGCAUGUUUUCGGAGGCCUGAGAUCAAUGAUGUGGUAGUAGAGUGGCAAUCGCGUGCAGAGUCACUAAUCAUGGAAAUGCUGUCGUCUAGGAAUGGACUUAGCAAGGAGCAGGCGAAGAUGGUAGCGUAUGCAUACCGGAAGAAGAUUUUGGAGAAGGCGAAACAGGGCGUGAUAUUCAGGGUGACGAUGGCAACUCUGGUUGCCCGUAGAAACAUAGAACUACGAGGCAAUCAAAAAUGAGCUUAAUGCUCAGCACUUGAGACUCUGUUCUUGAGGAGAUAAGUCACUAGCGAAAGGUUAGCAGCUAUUUGUGAAGAAGUCUGUCUUUCGUGAAUGAAUAGAGAUCCCAGUUCCUACGUCUAUUCUUCUAUAAAGUCUUCAAGAUUCUGGCACAACCAAUUUGUCAAGAAAACAGAUUCUUCUCGGGAAUACCUGAGUCUCUUCCAUUUGGCAAUUUUUUAAAGGGUCCUAUUGAAUAAAGAAUCUCAGGCAUAGCCGGCUCUAAGUCGAUACUCUUGGCUCUGAUAGUUUCGAUCUCCGUUUUCUCAAAUAUAUCCCCCUACAUUCCGUCUCUUUGGAUGUUUGUAUGGGAAAAUAACAAUUGCUAUAGAUGCUUGAAGAAGUGUUUCGCUCCACAUUAAGAAUGCAGAGAGAGCAUUUUCUCAUAGUGUCGUCAAUGAUAUCGGUGAAAUGAAGACCUAUAUCCGAAUGGGCUAGACCAAACUCUGUAUAAGAAUACAUACAUCUCUUAAUAUAGAUGAACGG
Sclerotinia trifoliorum is the source of this 1720-nucleotide messenger RNA. The record is from the annotation of a GenBank genome assembly. NCBI's taxonomy places the organism in Eukaryota, Fungi, Ascomycota, Leotiomycetes, Helotiales, Sclerotiniaceae.